CCGAGCCCCGCGGAGCCCGCCGCCGCCAAUGCCCACCCUGAGCCCCGUGAGCCCCAGCUCGCUGGCUGCCCUCCAGGGAACCCCGCAGAACAACUGCGCCACCAUCACGCAGCUGCGCAGGGACGGCAACCCGAGCAUGAGCGCCUUCAUGUUCGCGGCCGGCGUGGUGGGCAACCUGCUGGCGCUGGCCAUCCUGGGCAUCCACCGCAAGGAGCUGCGGACCAAGUCCUCGUCCUUCUGCAUCCUGGUGACCGGCCUGGCCAUCACCGACCUGCUGGGCACCUGCGUGGUCAGCCCCGUGGUCUUCGUGGCCUACUCGCGCAACGCCACCCUGGUGGGCAUGGCGGGCGGGCGGCACUGGCUGUGCGACCUCUUCGCCUUCUCCAUGAUGUACUUCAGCCUGGCGGCCCUGCUGAUCCUGGGCGCCAUGGCCGUGGAGCGCUGCCUGGCCCUCAGCUGCCCCUACUUCUACUCACAGCACAGCGUCCGCCGCUGGGUCAAGCUCUCGCUGCCCACCAUCUUCACCGCCAGCGCCCUCUUCUGCCUGCUGCCCUUCCUGGGCGUGGGCAGGUUCAAGCAGUACUGCCCGGGCACGUGGUGCUUCGUGGAGAUGGACAUCGGCCCCGCGGAGCAGCGCUCGGGCGCCGCCGCCUUCUCGCUGGCCUACGCCACGCUCAUGGCCCUGCUCAUCCUGGCCAUCUUCCUCUGCAACGGGCUGGUCAUCGUCAGCCUGUGCCAGAUGUACCACAAGCAGAAGGCUCGCCGGCGCGGCUCCGCCAACAUGGCCCAGCUGCGCCGGCGCAAGAGCUGGUUCGGCCGCGGCAAGGAGGAGGUGGACCACCUGAUCCUGCUGGCCCUCAUGACCGCCAUCUUCGUCAUCUGCUCGUUGCCCCUCAGCAUUCGGGCCUACAUCGGGGGCCUCCGGCCGGACCACCGGGAGGACCAGGACAUGCUCGCCUUCCGCCUCAGCGCCUUCAACCCCAUUGUGGACCCCUGGCUCUUCAUCAUCUUCCGCAACACCGUCUUCCGUGGCCUGCGGAACUUUUUCUGCUAUUGCCGCUGGUGGCCCUGGUGGCCCAGGACCCAAAAGACGCCCACCACGUUCGGGAAGCAAGACGGCGUCACUCCGCAAGACCACUCCGUCUGCUGACAGCAGGUGCUGCCUGACGCUCCAAGCCAUGACCGUCCCGCUCUGGCCGGGCCGGGUUUUGGCAGGGGGUUCCCUGUCGUGGCAUGGGGAGACCCUCAGGAAGAGGAGGAACAGAAAGGAGGGGGCCUCAACUUUUCAGUAAGGAUCAAUGGGAAGAAAGGUGUCGCUUGAUGCAAUGUUGAUGUAAGCUAGUGUGUGUUUCUUGAGGACUAGCGGCUUGGGAGGGCUGUUCCUCUGCUUCGACAGUAUCGGCUCCAGCAGGUUUUUUCCCCCAUAGAAGGCUUGGCCUGGGGUCUCGCCCUCAGCUCCCCUAAAGGGAAAAUCCUCCUGAUAAAGGGAUGGGAGACCAAACUUAAGCCGGAUCCUUGGUCAGCUGCCAAGCUGGGGGAGAGGAAGAGGAUGUAGAAAGGAACAGGGUGUGAGAGAGACAGAGGGUUGGCCUGCAUGUUAAGCAGGCCUUUAUCCCCUGCACUCUCUCAUUUGUGAAACUGCCGGAAAGGCUGGGCCUUGGCCAGCUCACGCUUUUGGCAUCAGUGAUGAUGGCACACAGGGUCCCAUUGAUCAAGAAAAGGUACUGUGAAUCUUUGAAGUGGCAGAAAUAAAGGUUGAAUUUAUAUCAGACA
Messenger RNA from Varanus komodoensis (Komodo dragon), 1773 nucleotides. It is a transcript of the gene PTGIR, whose product is annotated as prostaglandin I2 receptor. The record is from RefSeq and is a predicted model, not a curated record. Gene Ontology annotation, molecular function: prostacyclin receptor activity. Lineage: Eukaryota; Metazoa; Chordata; Lepidosauria; Squamata; Varanidae. The transcript has 2 exons. Gene Ontology annotation, biological process: positive regulation of cytosolic calcium ion concentration; adenylate cyclase-activating G protein-coupled receptor signaling pathway; negative regulation of smooth muscle cell proliferation. Gene Ontology annotation, cellular component: plasma membrane. The coding region runs from base 29 to 1150 and encodes 373 amino acids.